UGAAACCCAGAGCAAUGUUAAAGAAAUGUCUAGCAAAAGUGGUGUUUUGGUUGUGUUUUAAAAAUUGCCCAAAAACUGUAGAAAUAUCAACUAUUCCCGACUUUUGUAACCGUAGUGCGAGAAAAGUUUUCCGUCAUCUACUAAUUAUAUUAGUUUGGUGAACUGGGAUAGACAAAUAAAUUAGAAAUUGCUUGAAUCCUCCGUUUGGAGAAGGCAAGAUUGAGGAGCGGACAAAAGUUGCGUUGUUUAGUAGUUGUGUUUGUGUGUGUACACGUACCCGCAAAAAAAGGAAAACCUGUAGAAACAGUAAGGAAAUUACGGACAAGAGGAAGACGCAUAAAGCAACUGGGUGUGUAUUUUUGAUCAUUUCCUUAACAUAAACCGCAUAAACACAUCUGCAGAGGUACGAAACGGCAGUGCCAUUUCAUCCCGCACGUUUCUGUAAAACGGUACGUGACAGCGAGCAAAACACGAAAGGAUCAAAGUGAAACCAAAACAAUUCAAAAUGGAGAUAACUGAUGAUCGAGUUUAUGCUGCUGAGAGGAUUAUGAAAAAACGUGUGCGAGCGGGAAAAGUUGAAUAUUUAGUAAAAUGGAAAGGAUGGAGCACAAGGCAUAACACAUGGGAGCCGGAAGAAAAUAUACUUGAUAUACGUUUGAUUGAUAUGUUCGAGCGUUCGUUGAGAGGAAAUUCAACACCUAAACGUAAGAAGAAACCAAUUAUCGAAGAUUCAGAUGACGAUGAUGUUCCGGUUCCUACUUCGAAGCAACCUGUUUUGCCACCUGUGGUAAUUUCAGAACCUGAACCAGAAAUAGAAAAACCUAUCAAAGACUUCAUCAAAAAAGAGAAGGAAGAAAGGCACAGUAAAAAAGACAAAGAUAACGAAACGGCAGACAGUGCAAAGCAAAGCACAACAUCUUCAAAAACAAGUCCUAGCACUGGUGUUUUGAAAGAAAAAACUAUUAACACGGAGAUAGCUGCUUCAUCGUCAACAGGAAAGUCUUCCUCACAAGUACCCAGUCUUAAGAUAUCGAUAUCUUGUGAAAACAAUGACAACGACACUGCUUCAAAUAGUAGUGACGAUCAACCGCUUAGCCACAAGGACUUGGCUGGAACCAAGCGAAAGGCUGAAGUAUUGUCGAAGGAGGGCAAAGUUGGAGUUACAAUCAAAACAUCUCCAGAUGAAGGAAGUGCAGCAAAAAAUCAAAGGUUAGAAGCUCCGUCAACUGUUACUCCAGUAACAUCCGGCGCAAAAUCUGACAUCAAACCUGCGGCACCUCUUUCUCCCGAUACACCUGCGUCACGUCCUGAAUCCAACAUUCCCCUGGAAGAAAAACCUGCUGUGGCUCCAAAUAAUGCUGCACCGGAGGAAAAAGCUCCCAAAAAACCCGCAACGAAUGAUUUCCCCCUGGUUAGCAAUAACAACACAAUCAACAAGCAUCAACUUACUCUAUCGCCCCGUGCAGCUCCUCCACAGCUCUGGUUACCCCGUGCACAAGCCACUGAUCAAGUAGUAAUUACCGAUGUUACGGUAAACUUGGAAACGGUCACAAUUCGGGAAUGUAAAACCGAACGAGGUUUUUUUAAAGCCAGGGACCUGAAGACCGAUAUUUUCAACUAGGAUGAGAGGAGCCUUAAUUCGCAUGUUCGAUACAUUGUGAGCCUAACGUUAAAUUGUAAAUAGCCUUUGCAUUUGCUGAACCAGUUGUGGACUGGAAACAUUUAAUUCAUGUUUUAUUUUGGGUCAAGCUAAUAAUCAAUCGCUGUCUUGGUUCAAGACCCACUCAUUCCAGUUUUGUUCAAAACCACACAUAGGCUCUAGUAUGGAUGAUUGAUUUUAACAGUGAAUAUUUUUAGUACCGAUAUGUAGUGAAUCAAAGCGCUUUGACAUGAAUCAUACAGUCUAAUGGUAGUGAAAUGGAAGACAUCUGAUGACAUUUGAGGAAUAACAGGCAUAUUCAUAUUGAUAUUGAUUGUGGCGAUUUAUCAGUACUCAAUGACGUGACAGUGAUUAUCAUCCAACUAACCUUAAUGAUUUGUAUGAUUAUCACCUGAAAAAGGUGAUGCAAUAAAUCGUAUUAUGUCUGUCACGUAACGUCACGUAGCGAAAAAAAAAAAUCAAUUGGAAUUAAGUAAGUAUCGGAAUCAAACCUUACGAUACAUGUUUAGUUUAUAGUUCAUUUCCUCCAGUAUACAUUACGCAGAAAAAUAGAUUCAAAGCAGAAGCAGAACUGUUAAUUACUUGCAUGCUUGUGUAUUCUAUAAACAAGCAUCGAUAUUUUUACGAGCUUUUAAAACUGGAUUAUUUUAGCAGGCGUUAGUUGUUAGUUGUAACAUCAUAAGAAAAAUUCUAUUUAUUUCACUGUAUUCUAAGAUAACCCAGAUAUGGGUCAUGAUUGUCUGUAUGAAACCCAUACGUUAGCCAUUUAAGAGAAUUAUUUUGGCUUUCACAUUUUGUGUACUCUAGUGUAUCGCGAAACGCGAGCACUUUUCUAUUCACGGUAAAAAUUGUGUUACAGACGCUUACAACACAAGCAGAGAAUCAAAUGUUUCGAAACCAGAAAUUCUCGUUAAUUAUUUAACUAAAUUAUUCGACCAAAAAUUUGUUUAGAUAUAUCUAUAUUUAUGCUUCAUAACAAUUAUUGAAUGAGUGAAGUUUUAGAAUUAGAAAGCCUAAAUUGUGGUCUUAUGUUUGUCAACCGUGGAAAACACAAUAUAACUAGCAGUUCAAACAAAUUACAAAACAAAUUUACAAUAAUUACAGGCACCACUCUAACCGGUUUACAAAAUAUACAGAGAAAGCAAACGUACACAAACCAGAUUAUGCAUUAGCAUGCACAUAUAACAGUACCGAUUAAAUCUUACAUUAUGUAUGUAUUAUUCUUCUAGAUCAUAGACAUUGUUGCAGUAUGAAACAAACAAUAAAGCAAGCAAGUACCCAAUGCAAAAAAUUUCA
This is a messenger RNA of Wyeomyia smithii (pitcher-plant mosquito), 2956 nucleotides long. RefSeq names its product polycomb group protein Pc (gene Pc). The transcript has 2 exons. NCBI's taxonomy places the organism in Eukaryota, Metazoa, Arthropoda, Insecta, Diptera, Culicidae. Bases 506 to 1621 code for a protein of 371 amino acids. The record is from RefSeq and is a predicted model, not a curated record.